This is a messenger RNA of Aspergillus glaucus CBS 516.65, 708 nucleotides long. RefSeq lists its product as uncharacterized. Bases 1 to 708 code for a protein of 235 amino acids. The transcript has a single exon. Lineage: Eukaryota; Fungi; Ascomycota; Eurotiomycetes; Eurotiales; Aspergillaceae. The record is from RefSeq and is a predicted model, not a curated record.
AUGCACAACCUGGUGGUCUGCAGUGCAACAGACCCAAAUGAUCCCACUCACAGCGCCAUGUUCUCUGAUUUCAAGAAGAUAUCAUCAAUGCUCAUGCCCAUGGAAACUCAAACUGCUAUGGGAAAUAUAUUUCUGUCGUGCUUCCAGCUGGAAGAGCGUUUGAAUUGUCUGUCCAUGAGAACGACGCCCACAACAGAGACCAAAUCGGGGAGGCCGGAGUCAAGCUCGGGCUUGGGACCUGUCUUUACUGACCACGACCGCAUACACCACAAACAGGUCCAGGAAGAGGCGAAGCUUGCUGGAACCUCGCCUAAUAAAGACGGUGCUUUCCAUGACGAAGUCGUCGGGUGGAUUAAGCAAAAGACUCAAGAAGCGCAACCAGGAGACAUGGUCAAUCUCUUUUUUUUCAAGGCCACGGAUUCCCCGAAAGCAUCUCGCUCGGCAAAAAAGGUAAUCAACAACAAUGAUUCGGUGCCUCUUCUUCAGCGAUUUUGUAAAGGAGUGCAGGUAAACGCAGUGCGCCUGUACUCAAAUCGCCAAUUUGGCAAGCUUGUGGACGCAAUCCGCCAUGAUAAAUGGCAUAAUGGACGUAUGACUGCCGGCGAACGGCAUGGUCAGUGCCGUUUUGCUACUACGCGCCGUUUGAGUGGGAUGUUUAAGGAUCUCGCGAACUCAAAAAGGCCCCACACAGUCGUCGAUCCAGCCUGA